This is a messenger RNA of Scutellospora calospora, 262 nucleotides long. The record is from the annotation of a GenBank genome assembly. NCBI's taxonomy places the organism in Eukaryota, Fungi, Glomeromycota, Glomeromycetes, Diversisporales, Gigasporaceae.
AUGCAGCUAAAACAUGAAAAUAAUGAAGAAAUUUUAGCUGACAGAGCGAUAAUUCCGCACAGAAAUGAUGUAUAUUAUCUUUAUCAAAAGUACCGUGAACUACAUGUAGGUGAUCAAAAUGGUGAAGGCAUGUUUAAUCGUCUAGAGAAAGAAGUUGCAGAAUUUAAUAAUAAUAAAAAAGGGAUUGCAUGGAUGCAACCAUAUGUUGCUUCGGAAAAAGACAAACUUGGACAGCCAUUUAUUCUUGUUAUUAUUACCUGUG